Punica granatum (pomegranate) is the source of this 2417-nucleotide messenger RNA. The record is from RefSeq and is a predicted model, not a curated record. Lineage: Eukaryota; Viridiplantae; Streptophyta; Magnoliopsida; Myrtales; Lythraceae.
UGCAGGUUAAAACGACCACUACCCAUGGUUUAGUCCAGGAACCUAGAAACGUACGGCUAGCUAUCGACCUCAACUCCCUCAGCGCGCGCGUCUCCUUCACUACUCUCUCACUCAGCCUACUCGCCGGCGAUCUCCCCCCGGCAGCGCGGUAAACUUCCUAUAUCCUCCUGAGAUCCGGCCGUCCACAUCGGAGAUUCUGAUACGCGGUCCUUGUCCGAGUCUGAGUUGAGGAGUCGUUGGAUUAGGGUUUUUGCUCAUUGGAUGCUGGGAUUUCUGGUAAUGUGGUCGGAAUUUGGCGGUUCCGUGUCACAUUGACGGAAGGGAUCGAUAGAGUUAAGCUAAUUGAGCUAGGCUGUCAGUGCUGCAUUUGUCUUCUGCUGCUGCUGCUACAGAUCAGAUUCUAAUUUCUACUUCCGCGGGAUCUCUUCAAUGGCGUGACUGAGCUGCUGGGAAGCUGAAAUGUGCAAAGUGGAGAAGAAGGAGCGGGAGACCGUCGAGAUGGGGACGAAGCCCUCGGGGUCCGGGGUGGUGUCAACGUCGCCCCGGUCACAGAUGAAGCUGUGGAUGGUACGCGCCGCCACGUCGCUGCUCCUCUGGACCUGCAUAGUUCAGUUCACCACACUGGGGGAGACGUGGGGCCCUCGGCUGCUGAAGGGAUGGCCUUCUUGCCACUCUCAUGAGGAGGAGAAGACGGCGGUGGUUCUGGAGAGUAAGGCCGUUCUAGCUCCUCCCCUGCAGGUUCUGCCUCCCAAGAGAGUUUACAAGAAUAAUGGCUACUUGGUGGUUUCCUGCAAUGGAGGACUUAAUCAAAUGAGAGCAGCGAUAUGUGACAUGGUUGCCAUAGCGAGGUAUUUGAAUGUCACUCUCAUAGUUCCUGAAUUGGACAAAACUUCCUUCUGGGCUGAUCCGAGUGAAUUUCAAGACAUCUUUGAUGUGGAUCAUUUCGUUACAUCUUUGAGAGAUGAAGUUCGGAUUUUAAAGGAAUUGCCACCUAAGCUCAAGAAGAGAGUUGCUCUAGGGAAGACCCGUUCAAUGCCCCCAGUCAGUUGGUCCGACAUUUCUUACUACCAUCUUCAGAUUCUUCCUCUGAUACAGAAGUAUAAAGUAUUGCAUCUGAAUAGAACUGAUGCUCGACUUGCAAAUAAUGGUCUGCCUCUAGAGCUUCAGAAGCUCCGCUGCCGAGUUAAUUUCAGUGCCCUCAGAUUCACUUCUCAGAUAGAGGAGCUGGGUCAGAGAGUCAUCAGGCUUUUAAGGCAGAAUGGUCCCUUUUUGGUGCUUCAUCUCAGGUAUGAGAUGGACAUGCUGGCCUUUUCGGGCUGUACUCAUGGUUGCAGUGAUGAAGAAGCUGAAGAACUGACGAGAAUGAGAUAUGCUUAUCCCUGGUGGAAAGAGAAAAUAAUUAAUUCUGACCUGAAAAGAAAAGAUGGUCUAUGCCCUUUGACUCCUGAGGAAACUGCUCUGACGUUGAGAGCACUUGAUAUUGACCCAAAUAUCCAAAUCUAUAUUGCAGCUGGUGAAAUAUAUGGCGGAGAAAGGAGAACGGAAGCUCUUGCCAAGGCUUAUCCGAAAUUGGUUAGAAAGGAGACAUUGCUCGAUUCCGCAGACCUUAGGUUUUUCCAGAACCACUCAUCUCAGAUGGCAGCAUUGGAUUAUCUUGUGUCACUGGAAAGUGAUAUUUUUGUUCCAACAUAUGAUGGCAACAUGGCCAAGGUUGUUGAAGGACAUCGCAGAUAUCUUGGUUUCAAGAAGACAAUUCUUUUGGACAGGAGGCUUCUAGUUGAGUUGAUAGACCAAUAUUACAAUGAAUUGCUAAGCUGGGAUGAGUUCUCAUCUGCUGUAAAGGAAGCUCACGCGCAUCGAUUUGGGCAACCAACGGAGCGGUUGGUAAUCCCAGAUAGGCCGAAGGAAGAGGAUUACUUCUAUGCCAACCCAUACGAGUGUUUGCAAUCGUCAAAGGAAUUGCCAAAGGUUGCCUGGUGAAGAACUUUGUUGAAAAAGAAGCUAAGGGUCAUCAAUCUUUUGCAUAUGCAGUGGUGAGCUAUCCCCUUAGAGAGAUCUUCGACCUGUGAUCUAUCCAGGAAUGCACCAGUACAGAGGAUAUUACGUGAUAGAUGACGCGGAACUUUUCGGAAGCCUCAGAUGUUAGUGGGCCUGCUGCUCGAGGGAUGACUUGUCCUAGCACGUACUUCAGGGGAUCCUAGAUGGUUUAAAGAAAAACAAGCUGGGAGAAAUGUCUGUUAUAGGUUAAACAUAGGAACUGUUGGUCACGCCGAAGAUUCGCGUAACAAAUUUCGAGUUUCAAGUUGAUUUAUAGGAUGUGGAACCCUGACCAUCUGUAGCUUUCUUGUAAAAACCAUUUAUUGACUGAAGGCAAAUUCAACGCGAAUCAUUACAUUCAUUUAUAGUUUUCUGGCUAA